This is a messenger RNA of Amyelois transitella, 4649 nucleotides long. RefSeq lists its product as uncharacterized. Bases 410 to 2425 code for a protein of 671 amino acids. The transcript is spliced from 2 exons. The record is from RefSeq and is a predicted model, not a curated record. NCBI's taxonomy places the organism in Eukaryota, Metazoa, Arthropoda, Insecta, Lepidoptera, Pyralidae. Gene Ontology annotation, molecular function: protein dimerization activity; DNA binding.
GGCAUGCAUACCGGAAUUCCGGAAUAUCGUAAUUCCGGUAUCCCGGACAGAUUUUUUCGAUAUUUCAACACCGGAACUGAAGGGACAAAUACCGUAAUACCGGUAUUAAAAAAAAAUAAUAAUAAUAAUUAAAAAUUACACUAUAUUACACAAUAAUAAUAUAAUCAGCCGCUAGUUGAACGGCGCUGUUUGGUAAAGAGGCUAGGCUGUUAUUUAAACGGCUGUGAGCUGCGACAUAGAUACGGCUCGGCUUAAUCCGAACUAUUCCGAACCGAACGCAAGCCGCGAGCCGCGACGCGGCAAGCGCUCCCCGGUCCCCGCGCAGCAUUCAUUGCAGUCGCCUAAACAUCUAUAGCGAGUGUGCACGUAUGCGGUGUAGUGCGCGGCUUCACGCGACUGUUAAUAUACAAUGUCGACUUUGAAUAAAAAAGUUCAAUACUUUGAAUUCUCUAACAAGAGAACAACCACUAAUAUCUGGAAUCAUUUUCUUCGUGCAAGUGAUGGUCAAAGCGCAAAGUGCAAAACUUGUCACAAAAUAUUAAAAAUUAGCGGUGGUUCUACUACCGGUUUACAUACGCAUUUUCGAUCAGUACACCCAUAUUUAAAUACAACAAAUACAGAAGAGGAUAAUGAAAAUGUUACAUCAAUAAGUGUACCAGACAUCACUCCAGGGACUUCUAAACUACCGGUAGCAGACGCAAAAAAGAGAAAACUCGUGACAGAUUUCUUUAGAUCCGGUGAUUCAAUAGAGGUAGUUGUGUCCCGAAUGGCAGCAUUAGAUGGGUGUACCUUUAGAUUUCUAACGGAGAGCCAAGAUUUGAGAAAUGUAUUUAAAAAAAGUGGAUACGAUUUGCCCAAAUCAUCCAAUACAAUAGGAAAAAUAAUAUUUACUCAAGCUGAAGAAGUCAAAGCUGCAACUAUUACCAAAAUAUUGGAAUUAAAAACAGCCGGAGAAAGAUUUGCGUUGACAUUGGAUGAAUGGACGUCUUUGCGUAAUAAGCGCUAUAUGAACAUAAAUUUACACAGCAAAGGUUUCGGUGGUUUUAAUUUUAAAAAUCUAGGUCUCGUCAAGAUCAGUGGUUCAAUGCCAGCUCAGAAAGCGUUUGAAUUAUUACGAGACCAUCUUGCAAAAUUCAAAGUCUCUGUGGAUGACGACGUCAUAAGUCAAACCACUGACGGGGCAAGUGUGAUGAUCAAAAUGGGGACUUAUUUCAAAGGAUAUCACCAGCUGUGUCUCGCUCAUGGCAUUCAACUGGCUGUUAUCGAUACUCUUUACAAACUUGGAUCUCAAAUACCUAUUAUUCACCAUACAUCUGAUGAGGAAUUUGAAAGUGACGACACUUACGAAGACGAUGAGGAUUUGGCAACAAAUGAUAGUAGUUUUCAAAUUGAAAUUCCCACUGCUCGUGCUAGUGUAAAGUUAUAUCCGGAAGUUAUAUCAAAAGUUCGAAGCCUGGUAAAGUCGGUAAGAAAAUCACCACUCAAAGCAGAUACACUCCGAGACUAUGUACUCCGGCAACAUGGCAAAGAAAUACAGUUACAACUAGAUUGUCGUACGCGUUGGUCGAGCAUGUCUGAUAUGAUUGGGGUAUUUUUAAAGUUAAAAGACUCUAUUUCGAAAGCUUUAAUUGAUUGGAAAUCAGAUAUUUCGUUUUCGGAGAAUGAUAUCCAGUGUCUUAACGAGAUCCAUCACAGCUUGAAUGUGGUAAAACUGACAGUUAUGUCUUUAUGCCGACGUGAAACGACGCUCUAUACGGCCGAUACUGCAUUAAAGUUUAUGCUUAAAAAACUAGAUGAACAGGACACUUUUUUAAGUAAAAAUCUGGCAUCGAAUUUGCGAAGUCGUAUAAAAGCAAGAAGGCUUUUAUUAGCAGGUGUGCUUCAUUAUUUGCAUGAUGCAGAGGAUUUUUUUGCGGAACCAGAUAAUGACACUUUUCCCAAACCUGAUAGUAAUGAAAUAUCUGACAUUGUCGUCAAUUUACUAAGUCAGCUUAAAUACAAAACUACGGCCGCGUUCGCAACGGAUGAUUCAUGCAACAGCCGUGACUCUAAUCUCCAAUUUGAAAGGUCUGAGGAAUCGUUGACGUUGACAUUACAAGAACAGCUAGAGAAAGAACUAGAAAAAUGUCAACAAUUUAACAAGAAUAAAGAUCAGUCUUCUAACACCAAUUUGGACCUUUUGGGAUUCGUCCAAAUAGAAAAGGCUAUAUAUGAUAAUGGAGGGCAACGAGGGAUAUAUCUCACAGAGGCAUAUAAAUAUUUGAUGUGCAUUUUACCUACUAGUGUAGAGAGUGAGAGAGUCUUUUCGAGCGCCGGUUAUUUUUGUAACCGUCUGCGAAGCUCACUUUCUGAUAAAAUGUUGCACGCACUAUUGUUCUUAAGAACACAUUAUCAGGAGCAGAGAUUACUGGCCAAAAUCAAGUAAACUAAAAACGUAGGUGUUCCUAUUUGAUCUUUAAUGUUUGUUGAUUUUGUUGUCAAAUAGAUGUUCAAAUAUUGUUUUUAUUUUUUGUCUACUAAUUUUGAUAUUAGAAUUAUAAGAUCGACACGGAGUCGGAGACGUAUUUUUAAAAUAAAUCUUAUUUGAUUUGAUUUCAAUUAUGUUUAACGAAUGUUGAUUUAUUUUUUAUUUAAUUUAAUUUUGAUAUCAGAAUUAUAAGAUCGACAAGGAGUCGGAGAAGUAUUUUUAAAAUAUGUCUUAUUUGAUCUCAAGUACUUAUGUUCAAAAUUCAAAUUCAAAAAUUCUUUAUUAAAUCAACGUAUUACAUAAUACACAGGUAGCAGAGACCCAUCAAUUAAGUUAGAAAAAACCUGUGUCUGAUGAGUCCCGCUCUUUCACCAGAUGUCUUAAUGCCUUAUCUAAAAAUAACAUAACAAAAAUAAUUGUUUUAUUCUAAAAACAAUAUUUUGUAUGUCUCUUUUAAACCACACGAGUUAACAAUGCCUCAGUAUCGUCAUAGUCUAGGUUCUGUAACCACGAUGAUAAUGCCAAUUUACAAUCAUAAAGGGUUUUAGCGUAAAUUCCUACCUUUUUGUCCAAUAACUUAUACAAAUAGACAGACAAUUUAUAGUUUUGGUUGGAUGCAAACACAGUAUUGACAGUUUCUAUGUGAAUGAUUAUAUUUGGUCUUCUGUUAACUAGGUUAUCUUUUAUAAAUUUUAUUGAUUUGUGUUGUUUGAGUACAGAAUGUAAUAUAUAUAGUUGCCUAAUAGUCAGUACUUUAGUUUCGGUGUACAGAGAGUGUGUUGGAUAGCGGUAAGGCUUAAAGCACAUUAUUUUUAGUAAUGACCGUUGGGCUCGUUCUAGUUCUAGUAGCUUAGACUUGCCAGUACAACCCCAUACUGGGAUACAAUAUGUGAGAAUUGAUUGAACAAGAGAUAUGUAAAUUUUUCGUAAUAAUUUUAUGUCAGCUACGUGCCUAAGGUUUUUAAAGAUCCAGGAUAGUUUCCUUACUCUAGCCGUUACAGAUUCUACAUGGGAAUGCCAAUUAAUGUUCUGAUCGAUUACUACACCAAGGUACUUUGCAGCUUUUACUUUGGUAAUGAUCAUGCAACUACAAGGCUCCUGAGAACUCCGACAGUCAUGAAGCUUUAAUGUUGAACUUUCAGGUGGUUGGGAAUCAUUACGAAUAGAAAAGGCAAUAUAAUUAGUUUUAGAAAUAUUUAAGGUAAGGAUGUUAGAUUUUAACCAAUUGUUAGCUGUUUUUAGUCCUUGUUCUGCGAGCUCAUACACAUUUUCCCAAGAGUCACCCGAAAAGACAAUGGCUGUGUCGUCUGCAUAGGAGAACACCUGACCUCCUCUCAGAUUUAACUCGCAUAAGCUAUUUAUAUAAAUGAGAAAAAGAGUAGGGCCAAGUACACUGCCUUGAGGGACACCAUGUGUUAUCAACCCAUCCUCGCUCAAGAACUGUCCUACUUUAACUUUUUGUCUCCGAUCGUGUAGGUAGUCUGAAAACAGUUUUAGAGGUGCACCCCGUAUUCCUAUAUGUUCGAGCUUUUGCAGAAGUAUUGGUACCGACACCGUAUCAAAUGCAUUUUUUAAGUCUAGGAAUACGGAAAUGCAUUUUUUCCUAGAAUCUAGUUGUGAGACCACCAAUUUAGUGAAGUCAGACACUGUAUCUUCCGUACUACGGCCAGAUCUAAAUCCGUAUUGACGUAUGUUUAACGAAUGUUGACUUAAUUUUUAUUUGAUUUAAUUUUGAUAUUAGAGUUAUAAGAUCGACAAGGAGUCGGAGAAGUAUUUUUAAAAUAUGUCUUAUUUGAUUUGAUCUCAAGUACUUAUGUUUAACGAAUGUUGACUUAAUUUUUAUUUGAUUUAAUUUUGAUAUUAGAGUUAUAAGAUCGACACGGAGUCGGAGACGUAUUUUUAAAAUAUGUCUUAUUUGAUUUGAUCUCAAGUAUGUUUAAAGAAUGUUGAUUUAAUUUUUAUUUAAUUUAAUUUUGAUAUUAGAAGAAAAUAAAAGACUGAAUAGACGAUUGUUCUUUUAUUUAAACACACUAUGUAUGUUAUCUUAUAAUAAGUAUAGAUUUAUAGAAUAAAAACAAAUGGUGCCAAUUCCGGUACCAGUACCGGAAUUCCGGUAUUAGGUCUCUAGUACCGAAACUCAAUUCCGGUAUUGAUAACUUUCCGGUAUUGCAUGCCCUAGAUA